This is a messenger RNA of Oryza sativa Japonica Group (Japanese rice), 1308 nucleotides long. RefSeq lists its product as uncharacterized. The record is from RefSeq and is a predicted model, not a curated record. Lineage: Eukaryota; Viridiplantae; Streptophyta; Magnoliopsida; Poales; Poaceae.
AUGCCGUUCGGCCUCCAACCACCAACAGGUCUGCCCAUGCAUGCCAUGCAGCACCCGCCGCCGGCGCCGAUGGACUUCGCUGCCCCAGUGCACGCCGGCACUCCGUCUACUCCGACAUGGGACGCCAACAGCAUCGCCAACUCCCUCAAUGCCAUGACGCUGCAGCAGCCGUCCGACCAGUGGUACAUGGACACCAGCGCCACCGCGCAUAUGUCAUCCGGCUCUGAAACGGUCUACUGUCGCCAACCUACCGGCUUCGUCGACGCCAAGCACCCCGACGUCGUAUGUUGCCUGAAUCGUUCUCUCUACGGCCUCAAACAGGCUCCCCGGGCCUGGUUCGAGCGCUUCAAAGCGUUUGUUCUUGGACUUGGCUUCACGGCGGCAAAAUCGGAUUCUUCACUGUUCAUCUUUCGGAGCUCUCUCGGUACUGCGUACCUUCUACUGUACGUUGAUGACAUAAUAUUGACAGCAUCAAGCGCCUCUUUGCUGCAACGCAUCAUCACAGCCCUCAGCUCGGAAUUUUCAAUGAAGGACAUGGGCCCUCUACACCACUUCCUCGGCGUCCAAGUCCACCGCAGUGGUUAUACAAUGCUCCUGCAUCAGGAGAAAUAUGCCACCGAUCUCCUUGAUCGCGCCGGCAUGACGUCGUGCAAGCCAUGCUCAACUCCGGUCGACACUUCGUCCAAGUUGUCUUCCGCCGUCGGCGCUGCCGUUGCAGACCCGACAGCAUAUCGCAGCAUGGCCGGAGCUCUCCAAUAUCUGACAUUCACAAGGCCAGACAUAGCAUAUGCAGUACAACAAAUAUGUCUACACAUGCAUGAUCCACGUGAAGGUCACUUGAACCUGGUGAAGCGAGUUCUUCGCUAUAUCGAAGGUACACUUUGUCACGGCAUACUUCUGUCGGCUUCGUCGCCACACGAGCUCACCGCUUACUCGGAUGCCGACUGGGCUGGGUGCCCUGACACUCGCCGAUCGAUGUCGGGCUUCUGCGUCUUCCUCGGCUCCAAUUUGCUGUCUUGGUCUGCCAAGCGCCAGCCUACCGUCUCGCGAUCAAGUGCCGAAGCUGAGUACCGCGCCGUCGCUAACGCGGUCGCCGAAACAACCUGGAUUCGACAACUCCUCCGCGAGCUUCAUCAACCGCUUCACCGAGCUACGGUCGUCUUCUGCGACAGCAUCUCUGCCGUCUACAUGUCAGCUAAUCCUGUGCAGCACCAACAAACAAAACACAUUAAACUUGAUCUGCACUUUGUCCGUGAGCGCGUUGCUCUCGGCCAAGUUCGAGUUCUUCAUGUCCCGUCGUCCGCCUAG